This is a messenger RNA of Arabis nemorensis, 1599 nucleotides long. The record is from the annotation of a GenBank genome assembly. Lineage: Eukaryota; Viridiplantae; Streptophyta; Magnoliopsida; Brassicales; Brassicaceae.
AUGAACAUGAGUAUUAUUACGAAUCACUCUAAUUUCACACUUGUUAUAUUUUCCAUUACGCUGGUCCUGGCUCUCGCUAUACGUUCCUUGAGAUUCAAGAAACCAAAAGGUCAGCUUCCUCCCGGCCCACGGGGAUGGCCAAUCAUUGGGAACUUGUUCAACAUGAUCAUGAACCGGCCGACUCACUUGUGGAUCCACCGUGUCAUGGAAGACAUGCAAACGGAGAUAGCUUGUUUCCGCUUUGCCGGCGUCCACGUCAUCACCGUAACCUCAAGCGAGAUUGCCCGGGAAGUGCUUAGGGAAAAAGACGAGGCUCUCGCAGACAGGGCGGAGUCGUACUUGGCCAAACUCAUAAGUCAUGGCUACAAGGACAUUGCUUUCUCUUCCUACGGUGAGAGUUGGAAGCUAGCCAAGAAAGUGAUGGUCACCAAACUAAUGUCUCCUACAUUGUUGAACAAAACCCUCGGUGAUAGAACCCUAGAAGCAGAUAAUAUCGUCACCUAUAUCUUCAAUUUAUGCCAAUCAGGGUCAAAUCAGAUGACUAUCAACGUGAGGGAUGUCGCGUUAACUUAUUGCCACGCCGUGAUGAUGAGGAUGAUGUUUGGCCAGAGGCAUUUUGAUGAAGCGGCUGAGGACGGCGGUCUAGGCCCCAAAGAAAGAGAGCAUAUGGACGCAAUAUACCGAGCUCUUGAUUCCUUAUUCAGCUAUAGCGUAUCGAACUACAUCUCUUGUCUUAGAGGAUGUAACAUCGAUGGAGAAGACGCGGAGGUAAGAGAAGCAGUUGAUGUUAUCAACAGGUGCAACGAUCCAAUCAUCCACGAGAGAAUGCAUUUGUGGAGGAAUAAAGGUGGAAAAGAGAGAGAGGAAGAUUGGCUCGAUACUCUCAUCACUCUAAAGGAUAAACAAGGAAAGCCUUUGUUCACACUUGAUGAGAUUAGGGCUCAAUGCAAGAAUAUCAAUGUUGCAUCAAUCGACAAUACGAUGAAUAACGUGGAGUGGACGAUAGCAGAGAUGUUGAAUCAUCCAGAAAUACUUGAGAAAGCCAUAAAUGAAUUGGACAUGGUAGUUGGUAAAGACAGAUUUGUGCAAGAAUCAGACAUACCACAUCUCAACUACAUCAAAGCUAGUAGCAGAGAAUCUUUUCGGCUUCAUCCAGCUAAUGCGUUCAUGCCUCCUCAUGGAGCCCGAGAAGAUACUACUCUCGCUGGUUACUUCGUCCCCAAAGGUAGUCAAGUUCUUGUGAGCCGUCUAGGACUUGGUCGGAAUCCUAAGAUAUGGACCGAACCUAACGUGUUCAAGCCGGAGCGACACCUCAAUGACUAUGCUAGGGACUCAAUGGGAGUGACUCUGAUGGAACCGGACAUGCGGAUUGCGAUAUUCAGCACCGGUCGACGUGGCUGCGCAGGUACUAAGAUUGGGACAUCUAUGACCAUCAUGUUGUUAGCCAGGCUUCUCCAAGGGUUCGAAUGGACUCUCCCUAAUGGUGCAAGUCAAGUCAAGCUCAUCGCAGCAGAUAGCAACUUGUUCAUGGCCAAGCCUCUACUCGCAUCUGCCAAACCUAGGUUGGCUCCAGGUUUAUAUCCGAAAAUCCAGAUCUAA